UUGGGUUUUGUGAAGUUUUGUUCCUCCCACCUUUGUUCCUCAAAUAAAGUUGAGAGUGAUUACUGAAUGCGCUCAAUAGAAGCAGCAGCAGCAGCUCACCUUCACUGAUCUGCGGUGCUCCUAAACUACCUCUGCGACAAUGGGGAAGAUUGAAUGGGCGAUGUGGGCAAAUGAACAAGCCCUGGCGUCUGGACUCAUUUAUCUGACCGGUGGCAUUGUAGGGGUGGCUGGACAGCUGAAAGGCUGGGAAUUCGCCGCUUUUGGGAUAGCUGCAGGUGUGUUUGUGUGUUUGCUUGAGUACCCAAGGAGCAAGAGAGCCAAAGGCACAAGUGUUGAGAGAACCGGUCAGUACUGCUUCACUGUAUGUGUAAAGGCAUUUGGGCCCCUGACUAGGAAUUACUAUGUUCGAGCGUUCCUGCAUGCUGCGCUGUGUGUCCCAGGGGGUUUUAUGCUCGCCACAGUUUUAGGCUGUGUUUGUCUUGGAAUGGCCAGCCUCAUCUACCUGUCAGCAGCCAUUCAUGGGGAGCACUGGGAGCCGAUUCUGCCCAAGAAGGAGCCCAUAAAACACGCCACACAGAGCAUCAAGCAUCCUCCUCAGAACCCCCCACCACGUCCACCCCCAGAACUGCGCAGAAAGAGAACAGACGACCUUGAGUCUGCAGCCUACACUAACCCCAUACCUGUGACUGCCAACGAAUGCUGAUCUGCUAAUCCUGACAACUACUGUACAAAGGCGAUCAUAGCAUAUAAGGAUACUUGCAGGAUUGCUCUGUUUACUCUGUUAAAGGAAUACUUCAGUGUUUUUUUAGCCUUGUCUGUAUCUGCUGCAUCUGUGUUGUAUGGUUGAUUUCCACAGAAAAUGGUUUUGAGAUGUUUUCCUGUACCUAGAGAAGAAAACGUUGCUUUAGCACCUGCCCUUUGGCUUCUAUCAUUAGUGUAUCAGUGUUUCCUUGUACUGAGUAAAAGAGCAGUUUUCCUGUUCUUUUACUAAGUACAAGGAAACACGUCUAUGAAAACCAGCUAUAUGAUAUGCAUGUAGAAGAUGGAGAUGAGUUUGAAUAACACUGCUGAGUUUCUUUAAAGUGAUUGGGAUUGAGAUGGAAAAGUUUGCUCUGAAUUGUAACAUUUUUAUGUUUCUGUAUAUAUUGUAAUGAUGUUUGUAAAAUGUUCUGUAAUAGUAGUUGGUCACGCAUUGCCUGGUUCUUCUGAGCAUUCUUCUUCUUUCUUUGCACUCGGUAGGACAUGCAUGUUAUUUACCAAGUAUGACUGUCCACCCAUGAAUCUGUGAGUCACUGGAAAACUGGUUUAGACUGAGGAAAUGAAGGCAGAAACCCAAUUUCAUAGAUUUUCGAUUAUUUGCCAGUUGCUUAUCCAUAUGUAUUAUGUAUGUGUAUUUACUCUGUCAGUUUGUAUAAACAAAAGCAUUUUAGUUGCACUUAACUCUGAUUGUGUGUAGUAUCUACCCAGUUACAGAGAACAAACUGUCUAUAUAUGCUGAAUAUAGGACAACAAAUGUUUAGACUAAGCAUAAAUCUGGCAAUACAGCUUCAAUUUGUGAAUGUUCUAACAGUGUCAGUGGAUAAACUUAUUGUAAACAGUUACUGUUGUCUUUGAUAAUGAUUAUUUACCUCAUGGUGUGUAUGUUCAUGCUUUUAUACUAUACUAAUAAACUCAGGAAAUGAUA
Messenger RNA from Colossoma macropomum (tambaqui), 1684 nucleotides. RefSeq names its product cytochrome b-245 light chain (gene cyba). The transcript has 6 exons. Bases 140 to 703 code for a protein of 187 amino acids. NCBI's taxonomy places the organism in Eukaryota, Metazoa, Chordata, Actinopteri, Characiformes, Serrasalmidae. The record is from RefSeq and is a predicted model, not a curated record. Gene Ontology annotation, biological process: superoxide anion generation. Gene Ontology annotation, molecular function: heme binding. Gene Ontology annotation, cellular component: NADPH oxidase complex.